AUGGCGCUUAGGGUGACGCCCCUGGGUGCAGCACAGCAGGUUGGCCGAAGUUGCAUCCUGCUCGAGAUUGGAGGCCGGAAUGUGCUCUUGGACUGCGGAGUGGCAGCUCAUUCGAGUGGCUCCUACUACCCGGAGUUCUCGCUGCUGGGGGAGGUGCAGAGUUUGGAUGUGGUGAUCAUCACGCACUUUCAUCUCGAUCAUGUAGGAGCCCUGCCCUAUCUCACGGAAAUUCUGGGCUACCACGGGCCCAUCUUGAUGACGCACCCCACUCGUGCGAUUGGCCCCAUCAUCAUCAAGGAUGCCUUGUCCUUCAGGCGGGAUGCCGAGGGCCUUACCCCCGAGAUGGUCGAUGCGCCUUUUGAUCGGGCGCGGUGCUUCCAGCUGCAGGAGCGAGUGGAGAUCGGUGACCUGUCCGUGACCAGUUUCUAUGCAGGACAUGUGCUGGGAGCAGUGAUGGUGCAUCUAGAGUGCAGAGGGCAGAGCGCCCUGUACACUGGAGACUUUACCAUGGUGCCAGACUACCACUUGAGUGCUGCUCGAGCCCCUCUCGCGCUCCACCCGGACGUGAUGAUCACGGAGACAACUUGCUGCACGACGAUCCGCUCUUCCAAGCGACGGGAGGUGAACGACCUCUGUAGCAAGGUCCAAGACUGCCUGGAGAAGGGUGGCAAGGUCCUCGUUCCUUUGCUGGUCAUGGGCCGCAGCACUGAGAUCUGUAUGAUCUUGGAAGAGCAUUGGGCCAAGGCCAAGCUGGCAUAUCCCAUUUUCGUUAUCAGCACCAUGGCUCAGAAGGCCAGGGUCUUCUUUCAAACCUUUGCCUCGUGGGGAAGCAAGCGGGUCCGAUCCACCGACAGGCCCUUUGCCUUUCCCCACGUGCGGUUUGGGACACUCAGUGAGCUCCUCGCCCUGUCUGGGCCGGCAGUGGCUUUGGCAGGCUCGGCUAUGUUGGAUUUCGGUCCAUCACAGGAGUUGUUCAAGUCUUGGGCACCCGAGAAGCGGAAUCUCAUCGUAAUACCCGGCUACUGCCUGCCCGGCACCGUGGGCAACCUCGUUCAAGCCAAAGAGAAGAAGAUCGAGCUGUCUAGUGGCAUCGUCCAGGUCCGCUGCGAAGUGGACCACUUUUCCAUUUCUGACCACACAGACUCACGGGGCAUCGUGGAACUCAUUAGCCAGGUCGCACCAAGACAGGUGGUCUUGGUGCACGGUGGCCUGCAGCUGAUGGACACCUUCAGGGCCAUCGUGCAAAAGAGGUUGCGACUUCCGUGCCACAUGCCCGCAGUCGGCGACCACGUGGAGAUCCCCAGCCCCGCAGUUCUGGAGGCCUGGGCCAGCUCCUUACUGAUGGCCCAGAGCGAACCGGUCCCCCCGCCGCCAGUUCUGGGGGUGCCCCUCAUCCAUGCGAAGGCGCCCGUGGUCACGACUUUCAGGGGGGAGCUGCGAAAGAGAGACCGCGGAGCCCUGGAGCUCCACGCGGCCCAGGGGCCCAGUGCCAGGGCGAAAGCGAAGGCGCGGCGCAUCCUGAUCCGUCAGAAGGGCCGCUUGCCCUGCGAGGCUCUCAAGGCCGCACUCCGCGACUCCAACCAGGCCGUGCCGGAGGACCUUUCUUCCAUCUUUGAGGUUGCCGGGGCGACGAUCCUGGUGGAUCAGAUUCAGGCCGGCACUGCCGCAGUCACGAUUUCCUGGGUUGCUGGACUCGAAGAUCGGGAACCGAUACUCCAACAGAUGCUGGACAUCCUAGGCUAA
This is a messenger RNA of Symbiodinium sp. CCMP2456, 1743 nucleotides long. NCBI's taxonomy places the organism in Eukaryota, Dinophyceae, Suessiales, Symbiodiniaceae. The record is from the annotation of a GenBank genome assembly.